AUGACCUCCGACGGCGCCUCGUCGAUUUCAGUUACCGUUCGAGUCCGACCAUUCACUAUCCGAGAAGCUGCUCAACUAACAAAAUGCGACGAUACAACGAUUUUCCUGGGGGAUGGUUCGCUGGCUGCUGCCCCAACUCCAAAGCUCUCUCAAAAGGGCCUGCGGUCCGUCAUCAAAGUCGUUGAUGAGAAGUGUUUAAUAUUUGAUCCACCCGAAGACAAUCCAGUCCAGAAAUUCUCACGAUCCGUCGUCCCCUCCGGCAAAAGAGUUAAAGACCAGACUUUUGGCUUCGAUCGAAUCUUUGACGAAAAUGCCUCCCAGGGCGAAGUUUACGAAGCCACCACAAGGCCGCUGCUGGAUAGCGUCCUGGAUGGAUAUAAUGCAACGGUCUUCGCAUAUGGCGCAACGGGCUGUGGAAAGACUCACACGAUCACGGGCACCGCCCAAGAACCGGGCAUCAUCUUCUCGGCUAUGAAAGAGCUGUUCGAGAGGGUCCAAGAGCAGUCAAACGAGAAGAUUACAGAGAUAUCGUUAUCAUACCUUGAAAUCUACAACGAAACCAUCCGUGAUCUGCUCGUCCCCAGCACCGCGAAAGGCGGGCUGAUGUUGAGAGAGGAUUCAAACCAAGCCGUCUCAGUGGCAGGCCUCUCGAGCCACCACCCCCAAAGUGUCGAAGAGGUCAUGGAGAUGAUUGUGAGAGGGAAUGAAAUGCGGACAAUGUCACCCACAGAAGCCAACGCAACUUCGUCCCGUUCACAUGCUGUGUUGCAGAUCAAUGUUGCCCAGAAAGACAGAAACGCUGGCGUCGAGGAGCCCCACACGAUGGCCACGUUGAGCAUAAUCGAUCUUGCUGGCAGCGAGCGUGCAAGUGCCACCAAGAAUCGAGGCGAACGGUUGCUUGAGGGUGCCAACAUCAACAAGUCCCUCCUGGCACUAGGCAGUUGUAUCAAUGCCCUCUGCGACCCCCGCAAACGCAAUCACGUACCCUACAGAAACUCGAAACUCACGCGUCUACUCAAAUUCUCUUUGGGCGGCAACUGCAAGACUGUAAUGAUCGUCUGCGUCAGUCCGUCAAGUGCGCACUUCGACGAAACGCAAAACACCCUCCGAUAUGCCAACCGCGCGAAGAACAUCCAGACAAAGGUCACCAGAAAUGUGUACAACGUUAAUCGUCAUGUCAAAGAUUACUUGGUCAAGAUUGAUGAACAGAUGGCGCAGAUCAACGAACUCAAAGCUCAACUGAAGGACGCCGAGACCUUUGCUUUUGCCAAGUUCAAAAAGCAAAACGAGAAGAAGGAAAAUAUUGCUCGAGAAGGAGUGCAAAGAAUCAAAGCCGCAUACGAAAAUUCUGGGCUGGAGAGACAAGAACGGACCAACAACAUGAUCAAACUGAAGCAAAUUGGCCGAAGAAUUGCAAUGCUGUCUUCUUGGAUCUCUGCCUUCGAUGCAGUCUGUGACAACCUAGAAGAAGACGAUCUCAUGAGGAACAUGCAGGCUGUGAAGAAGACCGCUCAAGGCAUUAUGAUGGAACUGGAGAGCGGCCGUCAUCACUGCCAACAGAAGGUUCUCAAGAGCAGCUGGGAUCGUCCCAUGAAUACGGCAUUGGAGCAUAGCUUGAAACAACUGAAGGAAGUGGACACCGGCGACAUGAUUGACUCUGAGAUGCUUCGGCGCGAAGUGGAGAUGCUCAAGCUGAAUGCUGAGCGGGAAUCUUUUGCAGCCUUGGCCGAGCAAGACAAGAAUGGGGACGCACCCACGAUUCAGGUUCUCCUACGAGCCCACUUUGAGACCAUCGCUGCCAUUGAAAGCUUGAACCGCAUGAGCGUGGAGGAGGCAGUCGAAGCUGCCACUCAAAUUUUGGGGAAGAUGAUCAACUCUGCGUCAAGCGCAGCAUCGUAUGUCGUCAAACCAGAUGGAAGUCUCGCUCCCGUUGAGGCAUUCGCACCAACCAAAGCAGGCACUCCCAAACGACGUAAACAGAGUGUGAACAACUCGAUUCUGGAAGGAAGUCCUGUGAGAGCGAAGCCCCCAAUGAUGAUGGCGAAUCACCUCACGGUAUCUCCAGCCAGACCCUCGCCUAGACGUCGUGGUCUGCUGGGAAGCGCAAAGAAGGGCGUCCAGGUGAACUUUACCCCGAAGAAGAGGAAGGGCCCGCUCAAGGGCGUCAAACGAGUCGUGCGGUGGAAAGACGACAUUGAGGAUGGCACACUUGCGGAGUUUGAGAAGACGCCACAGAAAUUUCCUUCGUCGGACGAAUCGACCACUGAAAUCUCCAUCCCCCAGGUGUCAGACCUGACCUCGUCCUUCUCGAAAUUGCAAACACAAUCUCCUGGUUCCUCGCCCAUUCCUCCUCCGCCAGAGGCUACUCUCAACUUCCAACCGAAGAAUAGUCGUUUCCAAGCCGGAUUUCUCUCCAAAAAGUACGAUGGUUCGCCACUCGUCUCAAGCAUGAUGCCUCCGAAGAUGACACCACUCUCGUCAUCAGACAGCGAGGACUCACCACUAAGAGAGAUCGAUGCAAGCAAAGCGUCGAACCGCCGAUCCUUCAUCCCCAUGCAGCAAAGUAAAGACACAGCAGAUAUGUGCGGCGACGCCGGCCCAAACUCCUCGACGACAAACUCCGACAGCGAAAACCACAACAGCACCGCCUCUGACAAGGAAGACGUGCUCAAGAUUCGCGAGGCAGUGAAACGCUCCUCGUCUCUCCGCCGUUCGGGCAUCCAUGGUUCUCGGACUCAACGACGCCGAUCGCCGACGGCAGCGACGGCAGCAGGCGCCGGUUCUCCCACCAGCGAGUCGAUGUUUGGUGCCAGCCAUGUUAGGAGAAUGGUCCACGGCACAAGGAACGAGCUUUUGAAGGAGAACGACGCCGGGUCUUGGAAAGUUGGCGUACUUAGUCCCCGCGUCCAAGGGAUUGUUAGUCACGGGAAGAGUUCUUUGGGGGCGUAUUCGAAUCCCAUGCGGCGAACGACGAUGAGUGGCAUGGAUGUGCGUGGAGGGGCCAACAGUGCUAGUGGUGGUCCUGAGCGAGCGGGAGGAGUGAGGCUCUCUUCCAUUACGGCUGGAUCAAGUGGGCAUGGACACUCCGCCAGCAGAGGGAGUUUGAUGCCCUCUGGGAAAGCGGUGUGGCGUUGA
Fonsecaea erecta is the source of this 3135-nucleotide messenger RNA. RefSeq lists its product as hypothetical. NCBI's taxonomy places the organism in Eukaryota, Fungi, Ascomycota, Eurotiomycetes, Chaetothyriales, Herpotrichiellaceae. Gene Ontology annotation, biological process: microtubule-based movement. Bases 1 to 3135 code for a protein of 1044 amino acids. The record is from RefSeq and is a predicted model, not a curated record. The transcript is spliced from 2 exons. Gene Ontology annotation, molecular function: ATP binding; microtubule motor activity; microtubule binding.